CAUUAAGAUAAUAUAAAAUUUAUUAAUGCACGUGCUUUGUUACUUCCAUUGUGCCCACAAUUGAUUUAUUGUUAUUAGUUUCAAAUUUAAACUCAUUUAGAGUCGUCGAAACAGUUAAUAAGUGAAAAAAGUUGGACUGGUCACUCCACAGAAAUGAGUCCUGAUAUUAUUUUGGUUGUAAGUCUUAUUGUCAUGUCUUCAGCACUACCUGCUAAUAACAAAAAUCGAUUUUUAACCACCAUUGGAGACAGAGAAUAUUUUAUUGAGGAUAAUCUUGAGGCAAAUUGGGAAUUAGCUUUCCUGUCGUGUCGCAAACGUGGCCUCCAUUUAAUAUCCCUGGAUGAGUUACCCUACAGGAAACGUCUAAAGGAGUACCUAUCAAAAAAUGAGCUAAAAGAAAAAUCAUUUUGGACUUCUGGGACUGCCAUGAAUUUGGAGUCGUGGUACUGGUUGGACGUGGGUAAAUUUUUCAAAGGAAAAAUCGAAGGCGAAGUGGAAAAUGGGGUGCACGAUUGCUUAACACUAAAAGGGGAUGUUUUCUAUCAGAGAAACUGCAGUUCAAAUAACCAUUUUAUAUGUGAAUUGAGACAAUAAAAUUUUUGAGAUAUUAAUUAUUUAAAGUGUUCAAAAUUUGUUACAUUUUUAAAUAAUAAUAUGUUACUUGUUAAUAUAUAUGAGUCGAGAACUCAUCGAUUUUAAAUGUUGAUUGUUGCUCGACAAACUGUAAUAAUUUCUACAGGUAUUUUUAUGUAAUAUCUAAAUUAGUGUAAACCAUAAAAACGUGGAGAUCUCUGUGAAUAAAAUAUUCAUUUUGAUAGUCCAAGACAAUAAAAGUUGUUUGUUUCCAGAUUUGUUGUAUCAAUAUAUUUUUAUCACCAUCCUGGAUGUAUUACUCAUAACUGAAAUAUUGUUAUUUCAAUUUCGAAUACAUUUAACAGUCGACACUCAUCUGAAACCAGAGAAAGUUAUACUUAUCACUGCGAAAAAAUGAAUAUUUAUAUAUUUUUAAUUUCUGGUUUUGUUGCUAUGUCUUCCUCGCUACCCACUGAAGACCGAUACAGAUUUUUUCAAUCCAUUGGAAGUAGACAAUAUUAUAUUGAAGACUAUCUUCAGGCAAAUUGGGAAUUAGCUUUCUUGAUAUGUCGUAAACGUGGGCUCCACUUGGUAUCCUUGGAACAAGAGCAAGAUCAACAACGACUAAAGGAAUAUUUAUCAAAGAAUGACUUAGGAAACAAAACAUUUUGGACUUCAGCAACAGAUAAGGAUUUGGAUUCUUGGUUUUGGUUGGACGUUGGUGAACCUUUCAAAGGUGAUUCCUUCUCGAGUGAUUCCGAAAAUCAAGAAACUCAUUGCUUGGCAAUAAAAGAAGGCACUUUCUACAAAACUAAUUGCACUUUAAGUAACUAUUUUAUUUGUGAAUAUAGGGCUGAUCCAACAUUAAGAUAUUACUAAUAUUAUGUAUUAUUAACUCUAAGGAAC
Messenger RNA from Aethina tumida (small hive beetle), 1479 nucleotides. RefSeq names its product C-type lectin domain family 9 member A-like. Gene Ontology annotation, cellular component: external side of plasma membrane. Gene Ontology annotation, biological process: biological process involved in interspecies interaction between organisms. The coding region runs from base 988 to 1452 and encodes 154 amino acids. Lineage: Eukaryota; Metazoa; Arthropoda; Insecta; Coleoptera; Nitidulidae. Gene Ontology annotation, molecular function: carbohydrate binding. The transcript is spliced from 7 exons. The record is from RefSeq and is a predicted model, not a curated record.